CCAAUGAGGAGCAGCCACUUCCUUUAGCUGCAAACACUGACCAGAGCUUUCCUCUCUGCCUUCGGUCCCUGCUGCUGCACACUGCGAUGCCCAAGCUGCAACACUAGCCAGCUCAUUUUCCCUCUUUUUACCCUCCGGUGGGGCUACCCUUCGUACCGUCGCAACUCUCCUUCCUCCUGUUCCGUCGAGCAAAGCUGCAGCGGCUCUGCGGACAUGCCGAACAUCGUGCUUUUUAGCGGGAGCUCGCACCACGACCUGUCCCAGAAAGUGGCUGAUCGUCUGGGACUGGAGCUGGGCAAAGUCAUCACCAAGAAAUUCAGCAACCAGGAGACAUGCGUGGAGAUCGGGGAGAGUGUGCGUGGCGAGGACGUGUACAUCGUGCAGAGCGGCUGUGGCGAAAUAAACGACAACCUAAUGGAGCUGCUAAUCAUGAUUAACGCCUGCAAGAUCGCCUCCUCGUCCCGAGUCACCGCCGUCAUCCCCUGCUUCCCCUACGCCCGGCAGGACAAGAAGGACAAGAGUCGAGCGCCGAUAUCAGCCAAGCUGGUGGCGAACAUGUUGUCUGUGGCCGGAGCCGAUCACAUCAUCACCAUGGACCUCCACGCCUCACAGAUCCAGGGUUUUUUCGACAUCGCAGUAGACAACCUGUACGCUGAGCCUGCCGUUCUGCAGUGGAUCAAGGAAAACAUUCCUGAGUGGAAAAACUGCAUCAUCGUGUCUCCAGAUGCUGGAGGAGCCAAACGCGUGACGUCCAUCGCCGACCGCCUCAACGUGGACUUCGCUCUCAUCCACAAAGAGAGGAAGAAGGCCAACGAGGUGGACCGCAUGGUGCUGGUGGGCGACGUCAAGGACCGUGUGGCCAUCCUGGUGGACGACAUGGCCGACACCUGCGGCACCAUCUGCCACGCUGCUGACAAGCUAAUCGAUGCCGGAGCUGUGAAGGUCUACGCCAUCCUCACACACGGCAUCUUCUCAGGUCCUGCCAUCUCGCGCAUCAACAACGCCCCGUUCGAGGCCGUGGUGGUGACAAACACCAUCCCACAGGAGGAGAAGAUGAAGGCGUGCCCCAAAAUCGAGGUCAUCGACAUCUCCAUGAUCCUGGCCGAGGCCAUCAGGAGAACCCACAACGGCGAGUCAGUGUCCUACCUCUUCAGCCACGUUCCCUUGUAGAGAGCCAGGCAGACGCCCCCUCUCAUCCUCCCAUCAGGCCACUGGGCUGCACCUCUGGCCACGCGUCCUUCGUAAAAAGCUCGGGGGGGGGGGAAGGCCUGAUGGGGUCUGGGCCAACCACAUGUGACUUUGUAAAGGUCACGCAUCGUCUUUGACAUUUCCACACGGCAGACAAAAGAUCACUUCCUCCUCUGAAGACCAAGUUUGUAUUUAUGAGUUUGUGAAUUUUCUUUCCUCCUGUUUCUGUCUUGCUAACGCUGACCCCCUAAAGCCCGGCCUGCAUUUUAACCAAAGGGUCCAUCGUGUAUUAUUUUUACCUCAUAUCGAAUUCUUUUAAAUAUAGCAUUUCACUCUAUCAUGUGAUAAGAAAUGUUUUGGCCCUUUUUGCUUCACAGAUGAAUAAAAAUCACAAAAGCGGCACCUUCCCCCUCCAAAGUGUUCGUUAACAGCUGCUGAAAGUAUUAUAGAUGUAGUGUAACCUUAACUAGCUGUUGGCUGAGUAAUAGUUGAUGCUCAGACCACGAACACAGAAAGAGUCGAAUUAGACGACCUAAUUUUCUCAUUUUUAGUCGUUUUUUUGUUUUUAGCGAGCUGUACCGAAUGUGCUGAUGCUUCCUCCACCGUCAUCUCUCCCGAGAAGCUGCUGCCGCACGUUUGUAAGGCAACCCGCGUUAAUUGCGCUUAAAAUCUCUUAAAGUUUAAUACGAGGUGUAGUGGGUUUUUACCCACGUUCCAAAAGGUCAUGAAAAGUAAUUGAGCCCAAAGCUUUGUUCUAGUGUUGACACUUCCGCAGUGAGUGCUGGUAAAAGUGGUGUAAUCGUAACGGCUGUAAUGGGUCACUUCAGUUCCAAUGAGGCAGGUUUCACUGUUCACCUGUAGGUGGUUAAAAGACUGGUAAUAAAGCGUGAUUUCAUAUUUUUUUAUAUGUAACACUUGGAGCUGUUUCUUUGACAAUAAAGCUUUGACAAUGGCUUACAGACA
Acanthochromis polyacanthus (spiny chromis) is the source of this 2151-nucleotide messenger RNA. Its product is annotated as ribose-phosphate pyrophosphokinase 2. The transcript has 7 exons. Gene Ontology annotation, biological process: purine nucleotide biosynthetic process; 5-phosphoribose 1-diphosphate biosynthetic process. The record is from RefSeq and is a predicted model, not a curated record. Gene Ontology annotation, cellular component: ribose phosphate diphosphokinase complex; cytoplasm. NCBI's taxonomy places the organism in Eukaryota, Metazoa, Chordata, Actinopteri, Pomacentridae. Gene Ontology annotation, molecular function: magnesium ion binding; ribose phosphate diphosphokinase activity. Bases 214 to 1170 code for a protein of 318 amino acids.